AUUGUAUACGAAUUUUAGGUCGAUUUCAUAUACUUUCAGAUGCAGAUUGCUCGGCGAGUCUCUAUAAACCUCUCCAAACGAGUACUUGGAAAUGCUUCAAAUUCAGUUGGUGGGUCGAAUAUUCAGUGCCGCUCGAAGUCAUUUGCAGCCAGUGUUCAGUCUGAUUCAACGGCAGAUAAAAGGAAAGGGAAAAGGGUAACAAAGGAAGAAAGGAGAGCAAUGGCUGAAGCUUUUGUUAACAAAUAUAGAGCCAUGAAUGGUGGAAAAUUUCCACCUACUAAGGCGGCAAUGAAAGAAGUUGGUGGCUCGUAUUAUACUGUCAAGAAGAUUGUCCAAGAACUGCAGUACAAUGCUAAAAUGCCAGUAGAUAAAGACACUGUGGUCAAAGAAGCUUCCGCAGGAAAAGCUGCAAUUAGGAAGGACAAGUUACUGACGAACGUUGAAGAGACAUUAAGCAGUGCAACAGCUCUUGAACAUGGAGCAUGCCAAGAUGGUCAGUUAACCAAUGGGAUUUUAUUGGAAAAAGAACCGACUCAGAAUAGGAAGCCGUCACUUGAACUCAAAGAAAUCCCAAGUGAUCUACAAACAGUUGAUGGAGGCAUAUCUCAAGAAACUCAAUCAUUAACCCUAAGUGGGGUGAAAAGUGGGGAUACCAAUAGCAACCAUGAGACAGAGGCGGAGCUACAAAUUCCAAUUGCAGCAGAGCAGACUUUGUUGCAGGUGAUGUCAAUUUCUGGAAGUGAUAAUAAAGAUGCUGCCGCGCAAGUUCUUGAAUCGGAGCUAGAAUCUUUUUCGCGUUCCGAGGAACCUGAGAAUAACAUAAACCAGGAAGACUCCCCUGUCGAAGAUUUCAAAUUUGAUAGCCUGAAGCAGAUGGAUGAGCAAAAACAUUCACUUGAUGUGGAAAAGCCUAGGAGGGAUUUAUCCAAUGAACGCAAGGCUGAGACACAAGCUGAAAGCAAACCCUCCAUGUGGAAAAAUCUGAAAUCUUUUGCAGAUGGAAUUCUUAACAUGUGGUGGAAACAGUAGAUUAGUGCCCAGAGUUAGAUCGAAAACAAGGAAUAGAUGGACAACAUUUACGUCAACUUGAGAAAUCUUAUUAGUAUUAUGUUAUGCAGCCAAGUGUGUGCAAUGAAACCUCUAAUUCUUAGUAAAUGGUCAAUAGUGAGAGACUAUGAUGAUGGGGGAUCGUUUUCUUGGAGUAGUUCUUUCCCCUUUACAAGAUAGGAACCUCUUGGUAGGACAUAAUUAUUGUAGUGCUAUCCUCACCGGAGAUGCAUGCUCAUGUAAAUAUCAUAAACAAGCUGACCAAUGAUUUUCAUCUGUUUCUUUUCUGGUCCUUGCUAUACACACCUUUUUUCCCGGGAA
Messenger RNA from Lycium ferocissimum, 1368 nucleotides. RefSeq lists its product as uncharacterized. Lineage: Eukaryota; Viridiplantae; Streptophyta; Magnoliopsida; Solanales; Solanaceae. The transcript has 6 exons. The record is from RefSeq and is a predicted model, not a curated record. The coding region runs from base 40 to 1029 and encodes 329 amino acids.